Messenger RNA from Phytophthora sojae, 817 nucleotides. RefSeq lists its product as hypothetical. The record is from RefSeq and is a predicted model, not a curated record. The coding region runs from base 29 to 817 and encodes 262 amino acids. Gene Ontology annotation, molecular function: sugar transmembrane transporter activity. NCBI's taxonomy places the organism in Eukaryota, Oomycota, Peronosporomycetes, Peronosporales, Peronosporaceae. Gene Ontology annotation, cellular component: membrane. The transcript has 2 exons. Gene Ontology annotation, biological process: carbohydrate transport.
CAACAAGAGGCACUCGGCAACUUACGAGAUGGUGUCUGCAUUCAUCACAACGAUCAAGGUGCUCACGACCAUCGCACAAGUGGCGCAGCGUCUCAGUCCAGUGCCAGAUCUGUAUCGAGUCCACAAAAAUCGGGAUACCGGUGUUAUGGCCUUCACGCCACUCAUCGCCAUGUUACUGUGCAACCACGUCUGGUUGAUCUACGCCUACACGGUCAAGAACAUUUUCCCUCUCUUCUCCGUGUGCAUUUUCGGCGACAUCGUGUUGGCUGUGUACAUCGCCGUCUACGCGAAGUAUUGCCCCGACCGGAAGUAUGUGAUCAAGUGCCUCGUCAUGGGGACGGUACCGUUCGUAUUGGUCACUCUCUACACCGUUUUGGUCGCGUGCGGGGCGAUCCCCCAGUCGAGACACCAGCUCGGCGUCAUCCUCGGCUACUUGGCCGACGUGACGACGUUCGCCUUGUUCAUGUCGCCGUUCGAGAAGCUCAAGCUCGUGAUCCGGACCAAGUCGUCGGCUGCCAUCCCCGUGCUGCUCUGCUCCAUCAUGUUCGUCAACAGUAGCCUGUGGCUCGUCAACGGAAUCGUUGACGACGACCUGUUCAUCGUGGUGCCGAACGUCGUGGGGGUCUUGCUCACUGCGAUUCAACUGACGUUGUACUUUGUCUACCGUCCCGGUAGAGCAGUGUCGUCGGCAGACACGGGGGAGAGUGAGUUUGACGUCGUGGCGGAACUGGAAUCAGACUCGGCCAAACAGGUUUCGACGCCGAAGAGCGCUUCGUUCGUGUCGAUGGCGUCGCCCAAAACUUACAUCAAGCAAUAA